AUCUCAAUCUUUAGAUUCGGCAACCCCAAGAAACCCUAGCCCGUUCUCUCUCUCUCUCUCUCUCUCUCUCCGUCGCUUACGGUUAAAAAAAAAAUAAAUUCAAAAAAUCGAAAAUCAAACCCCAAAAUCGACAAACCGAUUAGGGUUUCAAAUCAAAUGGAGUAUCAGAGGUUCGAGCCCUAAAUCGACGGUCUCCGCGUUUGAUCUUCGCGAUUGUAUGGAUAAAUCUGCGUUUCGUGUUGUCUGGAUUGAGAUCUGAAAUUUUGGGGUAAGAUUGCCUAUGAUGGGAUAUGAGAAUUGGGGGUUUUGGUGUAUGGUGUUUGAAUUGAGGGACUGUUGAUGGAAAGCAGAGCGGGAAAGUCUGGUGGUGUUGAAAAUCCGAGGAAAACAAGAUCGCUGGAUCUUGAUAGUCUGUACAAAUCAAGUGAUUCGAGAAAAGAGGGGAAUAGCCGGGGGAAGAGUGGUGGAGAGGAUGAUGAUGAUGAUAGGAAGAAGAAGAGGAAGAGUAGGAAGGAGGUCUCACUGAGUAGUUUUGAGCUGGCAGGCAAGAAAAGUAGGAUAAGUGCAGAUGAAAUCCACACUGGCGGAACAAGUUCGGGUUCACCUGAGUCAGGAAGGUUGCAGUUGGGACUUAACCAGGAAUUGGAUAAUAACGGUGGUUUCAACAGCAUUUCACUUAAUUUGGAUGGUGAUGGUAAUCUUAUCCAAAUUCCAAAGCGCCGCCGGGACUUUGUGGGGCGGAAGAAAUUCAAGAGUAAUCAAGUUUCAAAGUCAGCAGGGCAAUCCUCCAGUGGGGCUAGUGGCUCUGUUGAUCAAAUUGCCAAGUUAAACGGGGAGUGUAAGAAAUUGGAGGCCAAUGAAUCUCAAGAGAGGUUGCUCAACUCUGAUGGUAAAGCCAGUUCCAUGGAUCAGAUAGCUAAGUUAAGAGGUGAUUCGUCAGGCAAAACUGUCUCUCCGAAGGUUAAGGGCGAGUUAGGGCUUGACGAAUCAAAGAAAAGUAGGACUAGGAUGGGAAAUUCAGCUCGCCAGGGUAAAGAGGAAAAUGGUCAUUUGAUUGUAAGUCACGGUGAUUCAUCUUCUAAAAAGUGUCACAGCAAUCGUAGGAAAAGGAAAGACUUGGCAUCAGGAGAUAAAGGCAUUGCAAACAAGGUGGAACCUAUGGUGGAUGGCGCAGUCAAGACACAUGGUGAUUUUCAAGAAGAGGAUGAGGAGAACUUAGAGCAGAAUGCUGCAAGAAUGCUCUCAUCUCGAUUUGAUCCAAGCUGCACUGGCUUUUCCUCAAAAAGCAAAUCUCCUGGAUCACCAAGUACAGAUGGUUUGUCUUUCUUCAUCCCUUCUAAUGAGAAUUUUGUUGGUCGAGGAGCUAACUCGCUGGCAAGAUUGGAGUCAGCAUCUGUUGAUACUGCCAGUAGAGUAUUGCGACCGAGGAAUGGGCACAGAGAGAAAGGUCUCUUGAGGAAACGACGCCAUUUCUAUGAGAUUCUGCCCAGGGAUUUGGAUGCAUAUUGGGUAUUGAACAGGAGAAUCAAAGUAUUCUGGCCAUUGGAUGAGAGUUGGUAUUAUGGGCUUGUCAGUGACUAUGAUCCUGAAAGGAAGCUACAUCAUAUAAAGUAUGAUGAUCGGGAUGAAGAAUGGAUUAACCUUCAAAGUGAGAGAUUCAAACUCUUGCUUCUGCCUGGUGAAGUUCCUUGCAGGACAGAGCAAAAGAGAGCUACAGUAGGAAAUAAACAAGAUGACAAGGAGAAAAGUGACUUGACUACUGAUGAUGAUAGCUUUAUGGGUGGCUGCACGGACUCUGAGCCCAUCAUCUCAUGGUUGGCUCGUUCUUCUCUGAGGAUCAAAUCUUCUCCUCUUGGUGUUUCAAAAAGACGCAAAAUAUCCCAUUUAUCACCAAAUUUCGUAUCAUACAAGUUGUCUACUAGGACUGAUGAAGCACAUGGGUCUAUGGACGUGGGUCCCUCGGAGAAUGAUAUAAAGAAACCACCUUGUAGUUCUGCACUGUCAGAUAGAUCUACUGAUGCCUGCGGAGGGAAGAAGUUUUUGCAAGAAGGUACUAACAUCUCCAAAGACUGCAAGUUUCCUGUUGUUUAUUUCAGGAGGCGGUUUCGUAAGAAAGAUGAGGCAUUAUGUAAAGCACGCAUGGACAACCAUGCACAUGGAAGCUUAUCUGUGUCUGUUACUUCUCUUGCCUCUGUGGUUCAAGGCUCUCAAGGUUCUAGAGAAUAUGGUAUUUCUAUUGGACGUGUGGAACCUGAGGGGCUAUUGUGGUCACUUGAUGUUUCAGGCUCGUUAAGAUUGAAUAUUCCCUUGGUAAUAUCUAAGCAAUUUAGGUACGAGCUAGUCUCUCUACCGCUCCUGUGGUAUAGAUUUGGAUUAGAGAACUCAUGGUUGCUGCGUGCACUAUUAUUUCUUCAGCACGGUACUCUUAUGACUACUUGGCCUAUGGUUCAGCUGGAGAUUCUUUUUGUUGAUAAUAAUGUUGGAUUGAGGUUGCUGUUGUUUGAAGGUGGCUUGAAGCAGGCUGUGGCCUUUGUUUUUCUGGUCCUUACAUUAUUUGGUCAACCUAUUGAAAGGGGGAAGUACGUUGACACACAAAUGCCAGUAACUUCAAUCAGGUUUGGACUUUCGUCUGUUGAAGAUCAUAGAAAGCAUCGUGUGUUUGCAUUUUACAGCUUCUCAAAAGUGAAAUUCUCAAAGUGGCUGUACCUAGACCAUAAGCUGCAGCGGCAUUGCUUGCUCACCAGGAAACUACAUCUGUCUGAGUGCACAUAUGAUAACAUCAAGACACUCGUAUGUUCUACUGGCAGCCAGUGCUCAGAAUUUGAGGUUUUACAGAAGAAGUCUAUGGGUACAGAGCCCAUUGGUCUUCUCAGAGACUUCCAUGGUGCAGCUAUGAACCAGGCUUCUUCUGACUCUUAUGUGAAGCAUGGCAUACUUAUUCCAUUUGCUCUUUCUUUUGGUGCUGCACCUUCUUUCUUUAUUAACUUGCACCUCAAGCUGCUUAUGGAAAAUGUUGCUUCCAUCAGUUUUGGAGAUCAUGAUUCAACUUGUUCACUUGAAAAUUCUGAAAAAUCCAUAUGUCCAGUUGUAGAUGACUGCACACAGAUCCAGGUUGACUCAGAGAGUGUAUCAGAAAUGACUCCUGAGGGUAAUCCAGGAAAUUCUGUGAUGGGAGCUGCAUCUUCUGAAAGUUUGCCUUCUGCCAAAUCGCAGUUGGGGACUGAGAUUCUCUCAGAAUUCAAUGAUGGUGGUCAUGCCCAAGAUUUCCAAAAUGGCUCGCUAAAUGUUGCUGGAACUUCUACCUGCUCCAGCAAUCCUGGAGAUUAUGUAAUGGUGCAAUCACAGAAGAGGGAAUGCAGUAGUGAAGAAUUAGAGCAGCAGGUUGUUGCAUCACCAAAGCCCGUGGUUCCAAACGGCCAUACCAGUUUGGAUAUAUCUGAUACCAGGUCUUACUCUGGUUUGAGCAUUGAAAUUCCACUAUUGGACCAAAUUGAAAGGCCUGCUGGUGGUGAAAUGCCUUGUGCUCCUGAGUCUGCUGAUCGUGCUUGGUAUGUGCGGGACAGGUUUGUCCAUGGUCCCAACCCUACUGGACCUAGAAGCAUGUGGCAUCGCAAUAGAAAUAGCUCAAGUUCUCCAAUGGGAAGUAUAUCUCAUGGAUGGCCUGAUGGACAAGCGGAAUAUUUACGCAAUGGCUUUGGCAAUGGGCCAAAGAGACCACGAACUCAGGUUCAAUACACAUUACCUUUUGGAGGUGUUGAUGUAAACUCAAAGCACAAAAUUCAUAACCAGAGAGGGCUUCCUUACCAACGGAUUAGGAAAGCUAAUGAGAAGAGGCCCUCAGAUGUUUCUAGAAAUGCUCACAGAAACCUGGAACUAUUGGUUUGUGAUGCAAACAUUUUAAUCACAACUGGGGAUAGAGGAUGGAGAGAGCAUGGGGCACGUGUUGUACUGGAACUUGCAGAUCAUAAUGAAUGGAGACUUGCAGUAAAACUUUCUGGGACUACAAAGUAUUCAUACAAAGCUUAUCAGUUUCUGCAGCCUGGUUCAACAAACCGCUACACCCAUGCUAUGAUGUGGAAAGGAGGAAAGGAUUGGGUCUUGGAGUUCCCUGAUAGGAGCCAGUGGAUGCUUUUCAAGGAGAUGCAUGAAGAGUGCUACAAUCGGAACAUACGUGCUGCUUCAGUUAAGAACAUCCCUAUUCCUGGAGUUCGCCUGGUAGAGGAAACUGAUGAUAGCGGAACAGAAGUUCCACUAGUUCGCAGCUCCCCUAAGUACUUUCGGCAGGUUGAGACUGAUGUUGAUAUGGCUUUGAAUCCAUCAUGUGUAUUAUAUGACAUGGACAGUGACGAUGAGAGGUGGAUUUCAGAAAAUCAAGAGUGUUCACCUGGUCAAGAAAAAGAGAUCUCUGAAAACUUGUUUGAGAAGACAAUGGACAUGUUUGAGAAACUUGCAUAUGCACGACAGUGUGAUCACUUUACAACAGAUGAAAUUGAAGAGCUUAUGGUUGGCCUUGGGCCUAUGGAAGCAAUUGAAGUCAUUUACCAGUAUUGGCAAUUGAAGAGGCAGAGGAAUGGAAUGCCAUUAAUUCGACACCUACAGCCUCCACUAUGGGAAAGGUACGAGCUGCAACUGAAAGAGUGGGAGCAGAAAAUGGCCAAAGCCAACAGUGCCAUCUUCAAUGGUUGCCAUGAGAAGGCUCUACCACUGGAUAAACCACCCAUGUUUGCUUUCUGUUUGAAACCCCGUGGUUUGGAAGUGCCAAACAAGGGGUCAAAACAAAGGUCUCAGCGGAGAUUUCCAACUGGGCACAGCCAUACUGUCCUGGGUGACCAGGAUGGUAGUCAUGCUUUCGGGCGAAGAUUAAAUGGUUUUUCUUUUGGAGAUGAAAAGGUUCUGCACGGAACUAGCUAUGAUUCUUCAGAGGCUUCCCCAUUAUUUCAGGCAUCAGCAAGGGUGUUUUCACCUCGAGAGGCCAGUGGCUCUGGACAUUUCUCAUUGAGCAAUGAUUGGUCGGAAUGGAAUCAUCACCCAAAACUUCAUAGGAACAAGUCAAAGAAGAUUGGAGCAUUUUUAUCCCCAAAUAAUGCACAAACAGUGGCUUUAUACAAUCAGAGAUCUGUAGGCAAGAGAAAUGGUGUUCAUUGGUGGAAUAUGGGCUUGCCCGAGUGGCCAUCUCAGAAGCACUACCAAUCAGAAGGAUCUCUGAGGCAUGGCAUUGAACAGUUGGAUUCUUCUGAUCUUGAUGAAUUCAGGUUGCGAGAUGCAUCUGGUGCAGCUCAGCAUGCACUUAACAUGGCUAAGCUCAAGAGGGAAAAAGCUCAGAGAUUGGUUUAUAGAGCAGAUCUGGCAAUUCACAAGGCUGUGGUCACACUCAUGACUGCAGAGGCAAUCAAAGCUGCUUUUGAGAACUCAAAAGAGUGAUGGGUGGGAUGAGCAGAUGAAGUGAGAUGGGGACAGUGGCAUUAGCUAGACGUUUCAGCUGCUAGUUCUGCAGCCUGAGUCAUAUAGAUUUUGAGUUGACAUUGUUUUGCAGCUAGAGUGGCUCUGGUUUUUCUUUUGUCAACAGUGGCGGCCUUUUGUGAAACUGUCUAUCUUCUGUAGAUUCCAAAGUGAACUUCUAACAUGAUGGCUGCAAGCAGUCAUAGGAGCAGAAACUGUUGCUUCUGCCAUUCAUGAUGAUUCUCCAACACAUUGCGUUUAUCAAGGCAGUUUAGGUACAUAACAUCGCAUCCUAUGCUCUCAGUUCUUUUUCCAAGCAGCGGAAUUCUCAGCUUAAUUCAACCAAGGUAGCACUGCUGCCGGUAAGGGGUGUGGAAUUUUGGUGGCCGAUCAAUGUACAGAUUUUUUUUUUUUUUUUUUCCUUUUCUUGUUUCUUCACUUAAGCUUUUCCAGUUGUUUCUUUUUAUCUCUAAACCUCAGUUUUAAGUGUUCAACAUUGAAGGAGCAAUUGGCCAAAUAAUAGAAUACACCCCAUGGGCUUGAAGUACAGAAUCAUAUGUGAAUUGGAUCUUUGGAGCAGUUGCACUGUGUCCUUAGGAAAAAGGAGAGGAAUAGAAUGCUGUAAGUAAAUUAAUCCGUAAAAUUUCAUCCGCUGGAUUAUCUGGAGAUUAGGUCUUGUAGCUUCUCAAGCUCUGAAUUGGCUGAAAUAUAUGUAUAGGCAUAUGUUAAUGUAUACGAAGGUUAUUCCUUCUUAA
This is a messenger RNA of Diospyros lotus (date-plum), 6194 nucleotides long. RefSeq lists its product as uncharacterized. Gene Ontology annotation, biological process: regulation of transcription by RNA polymerase II. The transcript has 5 exons. Lineage: Eukaryota; Viridiplantae; Streptophyta; Magnoliopsida; Ericales; Ebenaceae. Gene Ontology annotation, cellular component: piccolo histone acetyltransferase complex. The record is from RefSeq and is a predicted model, not a curated record. The coding region runs from base 340 to 5421 and encodes 1693 amino acids.